GAAACUUUUUCGCUUUCUCCCUCGACUAAAGGGCCGGAUCGGGAGAGCUGGUGCACUAAACAAAAGUCAGUCUGGCAGGCAGGCGGGCAGGGGCCGGAGGAAAAGCUGGAGCCUGUUGAGCCUGUGAAUGGAGGGUUGCGCUGCGGAGUAGCCCCCUCUCUUCCAGGCUCUCAAGCCCUGUCGUUUUCCAGACAUAUUUCACUCCACCCACUUUCCUUUCUGCCAAUCAAAGCUGAUGGUGUUUGUGGGAUCGCCCGUCUUGCCAUGAUAAAAAGGCAGGAUGUUGAAGCAGAAUAAAUCAGUAGGAGCAGCAGCUGCAGCCACAGAAGAAUAAGACCAUGAAAAAUCCAAUGUAUGAAAUAGCAUCCCUGCUACUGGAAAAGUUUCUCCUGCUUGCCAACUUCAAACUUCUUGGUAUGGGGUCCAGUGCAGAGGAGGAAGAAAAGAAAAAACAUGCCUGUUAUUAUGACACAACCUAUUUCAAGCCAGGGGAUUUGCUGGAGGUGCCCCGCACCCUCUUCAUUCACUUUGGCAUCUACCUGGGGGACAACCGAGUGGCCCACCUUAUGCCAGACAUAUUACCAGCUGUCACUAAUGACCAGAAACAGAUCCAGAAGGUGGUGACCAAUAAGAGACUCAUCUUGGGCGUCAUCACGAAAAUGGCCAGGAUCCGUGUGGAUACAGUGGAGGACUUUGCUUACGGAGGCUUGAUUCUGGUGAACCACAUGGACAAACUCUUCAAGAACAAUGUCCUGCGUAACGAGGAGGUGGUCAGCAGAGCGGAAAAGCUGGUGGGUGCCACUGAAUACAGCUUGCUUUGGAACAACUGUGAACAUUUUGUGACCUUCUGCAGAUAUGGCUCUUCAGUCAGCUUCCAGACUGACAAGUUCUGUGAAACCGUGAAGAUGAUCAUCCGGGACCAGAGGAGCGUUCUUGCUUCAGCACUGCUGGGACUGGUUUCUAUACUCUGCCUGGGCCUGGCACCUUCCACCACUCUCCCUACCAUCAUUAUUCCAUUCAUGCUGUGGAUGGCUGGUUAAUGUUGCCCCCAGAGUUUGGUGGCCGUUGUAAAUAAAAUGUAUAAUGUAUUUAUGAAAGCUCAAACUCCUUCCCAAUAUUGUGUAUAGAGGAAAAUGGGACUUGCAAUUGUGUAAUGAUUUCAAUGUAUCUUUGGCCAGAAUAUGGUGAACAAGAGAGCUUACUGUGUAAGCCACUGGAUUCCAGAAGGCAACUUCAGCGAUGGAUUCAUGGGGUUUACUCCCAAGCAAGUGUGCGUGGGUGGCAAUCCUAAACCCAGAAAUACCUUCUGCUAAGAUUAAAGGUACUAACUCAUAAGUAAAUAGACAUAAGUUUGGAGCAUGGGUGAUCUAAGAGAAGAGGCAUUCAUUUGGAUGUCUGUGAAAGAGAAUAUUAGAGGAGAGGCAACUAACAGGCAAUGAAAACAAGCUACUAUUCCUUAUCCCUUCCAGAUCUACUGUGAAAGCUGUUGUUUGUAACCCAAAUACAAUGCACUGUUUCUAAUGAGGAUAAACAAAAA
Messenger RNA from Elgaria multicarinata webbii, 1537 nucleotides. RefSeq names its product lecithin retinol acyltransferase (gene LRAT). Gene Ontology annotation, biological process: retinol metabolic process; vitamin A metabolic process. Lineage: Eukaryota; Metazoa; Chordata; Lepidosauria; Squamata; Anguidae. Gene Ontology annotation, cellular component: rough endoplasmic reticulum. The transcript has 3 exons. The coding region runs from base 339 to 1040 and encodes 233 amino acids. Gene Ontology annotation, molecular function: phosphatidylcholine-retinol O-acyltransferase activity. The record is from RefSeq and is a predicted model, not a curated record.